This is a messenger RNA of Amoebophrya sp. A120, 587 nucleotides long. The record is from the annotation of a GenBank genome assembly. Lineage: Eukaryota; Dinophyceae; Syndiniales; Amoebophryaceae.
UCUGUCUAGCAACGGAGAGACCACGAAGCACAAGGCUAAUCUGGUCCGCAACAAGAAUUCUCGCAACCAGCAUGGCCCGCGCCCGGAUCACGUUCAGAAGAACCGAGAGAAGCAGAUGUUCUCCAAUAUGUUGAAGAAAGAGAAGCCGAGUCUGAUCCAGCAAGCCGCUGCGAAUCUGAUCGCGCAAAAUCCGAACUUGACCCAGAAUCACACUGCUGGUAGCAAUGACGACAGUCAUGCGGCCAAUUACGCAGGAGAUUCCAAGUGGUGUUCGAAUUGCAAUUCGGAAUCACAUAACACCAAGGAUUGCUGGUACAAAAACGGCAAUAAGGUCAAUAACAAAUCUUCCAACAAAAAUUCCGGUAAGGGUAACAACACGAAUACUGUUCGCAAGGGCAACGACAAGCCGAAGGGUGGAGGUAAGAAAGGAAAAGGAAAGAAGGGUAGGAAAUACUGAGUCUUAGAUGGUGUUUCGAAGAAAAGUAGCUUGUUACACAAACUACAAAAAGUAAGAAAACUAUUCUUACGGCUGACGAAAACUCGAUGCUAUAAUACAAAUUAUUCGCGAUGUUUUUCAACUAAAUUUU